GAGCGGCGAGCAAAGUGCCCGCCAAAACUCGAGCACGCAAAUAAAAAACCUCUAUUCGCUACCCGACCUUCUUCCCAUGCACUUCCUUUUGACUGUUAGGUUUCAAAUCUUUUGGCUCUUCCUCUCUUCGUUCUCUAUCACGAUAAUCCUUAAUCAUCCCAUUCUCUAUGGAUAAUGGAAGCCACCACAACACAACAGCAAAUCAACGGCCACGAUGAUCAUCGCCCAGCCAAUUCCAAGAAUAACGAUGAUCUCCUCGCUCAGCUUAACUCUCUCCACCAGUCGUAUGAUUCUCUUCGUUCGAAAAACUCCGCGAUUGAGGAAGAUCUCCUUCUUGCAAAGCAGCAAAGAGACGACGCAAUCAACAAAGCCGCCGAUCUCAAAAUAGUGGUCCAUGAAGUUUCAAGCCAAACAGACUUUCUUCAAGACCAAAUUCAUGAAUUUGAGGUAUCUCUUAAGGAAAGUGAAGAUGGGUUUACGAAAAGGUUAGAAGAGGAAUUGUUGAGAAAUCAGGAACUUGAAAAAGAAGUAAACUUUGCCAAGGAUAGAAUUGAAAGUUUAGAAUUUUAUAUAAAGGAAGCGGAAAGGAAAAAUGGGUUUUUGUUAAAAACUUUGGGUUCUAUCAGACCAGUGAAGGGUUUUUUGGUGGAAAUAAUAGAGUGUUUAGAUGAUGAGAAAGUGAUCGAGAGAGUGACUAACGAUGAGGAUAAUGCUGUUGAAUUGCAAGCAUUAGACAAUGAAUUGAAGGCAAUUUGGGAAGAAUUAUCUCCAAUUACAAGGCUAGCUAAUGAGGCAAAAUCAAAAGUGAAUGAGUUUAAAGAGAAAAAGAAAAACGAGAAGAGGGAAUUGGAGAAUAGUGUUGUGAGUUUGACAGAGGAGAACCGUGAUAUUAAUAGUUUGUUAAGGGUUGCUUUAUUGGAGAAAGAGGCAGUGGAGAAGAGUUUGAAUAAGUUGAAAGGGAACACUGAGCAAAAGAGAGUGGCUUUGUUGCAGAUUGCUGAGAGGGGAUUGCAAAGAGUAGGGUUUGGCUUCAUGAUGGGAAGUGGGAGUACUGAGCAAUCGCCGGAUAGUAGUUCAGGAGCUAUCAUUACUACCACUCCUGCUGCUAGCACUACUGCCAGUGUUAAAUCAGAUGGUAGUGAGUGUGAAGAGGAGGUUGUCAGUCUGGCCUCAACUGUAGAGAGAAUAAUGAAGAAUUUACGACUUGAAAUCACUCAACUGAGAAGAUCUCUGGAAGAAUCUAGGUCAGAUGCUGAGCGACUGCAGAGUCUUACAGAGAAACAAACUCAACAAGUUGCAGAAAACACACUGUACAUAAAAGAGUUGGAAGAGAGAGAGGCUGUGUUAGCUCAAAACGUAGAGGAACUCCUAACAGAAAUAAAGGAAACUGAGGCAGAAGUUGCUAGAUGGAGGGAAGCCUGUGAAUUGGAAGUAGAAGCUGGGAAACAUGAGAUUGAAGAACGUGAUAAAGUGGUUUUCAUCAUGAAGCAAGAACUGGACAGAACAAAGGCUGCUUUAGAGAUAUCAAAUGGCAAGUUAAAACUGAAAGAAGACCUUGCAAGUGCUGCAAUGGCUGCUCAGGCAGCAUCAGAGAAGUCACUGCAACUAGCUGACACCAGGGCUGCAGGACUCCAAGAACGGAUCGAAGAACUAAGGAAACAACUGGAAGAAGCAGAAAGCAAAGAACGUAGCCGCCGUAAAGUGAGGCAUAUAUGUUGGCCAUGGCGAACUCUGAAACAGAAUUCAGCAAAUAUUGCAAAUGAAAGAGUUCAGAGUGUGAGACCGAUGCUGCCAGAAAUGCAAGCGUUGCUUCAUUACAGUUUGUGACAUAUUUUCUUAAGCUUCAUAUAAUUAAGAAGAAUUCACUAUUUCUUCCUCCCAUUUGUCUUCCACCUUUUUUCUUUAAUAUUUUUAAUUAUUUCGAAGCAAGAUCCUAUACCUGAUUAACUGCUGCGCAGCUAAUAUAAUGCGCAGCAUGUAACUAACAAUUCCCCUCAGCAAAUCCAUUGAUAAUUUAUUGGAUUUUCAA
Ricinus communis (castor bean) is the source of this 2029-nucleotide messenger RNA. RefSeq lists its product as uncharacterized. The transcript has 5 exons. The coding region runs from base 175 to 1827 and encodes 550 amino acids. NCBI's taxonomy places the organism in Eukaryota, Viridiplantae, Streptophyta, Magnoliopsida, Malpighiales, Euphorbiaceae. The record is from RefSeq and is a predicted model, not a curated record.